Osmerus eperlanus (European smelt) is the source of this 2420-nucleotide messenger RNA. RefSeq names its product THAP domain containing 11 (gene thap11). Gene Ontology annotation, molecular function: RNA polymerase II cis-regulatory region sequence-specific DNA binding. Gene Ontology annotation, biological process: regulation of transcription by RNA polymerase II; nervous system development. The coding region runs from base 129 to 1430 and encodes 433 amino acids. Gene Ontology annotation, cellular component: nucleoplasm. The record is from RefSeq and is a predicted model, not a curated record. Lineage: Eukaryota; Metazoa; Chordata; Actinopteri; Osmeriformes; Osmeridae. The transcript is spliced from 3 exons.
UUGUGGGACGUGUAGUUCCGCUUCAAGGCCGCUGAGCUGGAUAACAACUCGAAGGAGAACGAAACAAAAAUAAAUUUGACCAAACUUCUAAAUAAUAAGGAACUGGUCUUCUUUGCGUCUGAAUAAAGAUGCCUGGAUUCACUUGCUGUGUCCCUGGAUGCUAUAACAACUCUCACCGGGACAGAGAGCUACGGUUUUAUACAUUUCCCAAGGAUGCCACUCAGAGGGAGGUUUGGCUAAAGAAUAUCUCUCGGACCGGGGUGAGCGGUUGUUUCAAUACCUUCGAACCUACAACUGGCCACCGAGUGUGCAGCGUUCAUUUUGCUGGUGGAAGAAAAACGUACACCAUUCGAGUUCCAACUCUUUUCCCGCUUAGAGGAGUGAACGAACGUAAGAGUCGCAGAGGAAGGAACAGGAAGGUGACCACAACAACCCCUGCUCCUCUUUCCAGUCCUAAACGUUGUUCCACUCCUGCUGGCAACAUUGUCAUCACCAACGUUGUUUCAAGUGCCCACAUUGCAACAGAAACAGCCGGGAGCGAUACAGGUACCAAUUCAAACAGCGACAACCCUGUGGUACAAAUAGACCAGAACGGCGAAUAUAUUGGCACAGCCAGUCUACCAGCUCAGGGAGACGGGACCUGCCUCAAAGCGGUUGUUUCUAGCUCUACUGACCUGGCCGGAGAGACCUUAUCUCCUAUAGAGGCCUUGGCCGCUGCCCACCAACAAACAGUGCAGUACGUCAGCGUGCUCAGCAGCCCUCUGGACCACGCGUACUCGCUCACCACCGGCACCACUUCUGCUGAACUGUUGCGGAAACUGAAUGAACAACGGGAUAUCAUCGCGCUCAUGGAGGUGAAAAUGAAGGAAAUGAAGGCGACCAUUCGUCAGUUGCGCGUGAGCGAGGCCAAGCUGCAGGAGGAGGUGCGGGAGCGGGACCGGCUACUGUCCGCCGGUGCAGCUGCUGCUAUGGCUGUAGUUGGUCUGACCCAGCAGAGCUCAGCUGCAGCCGUCCCCAAAUCCUGUGCGUCCAUCUACAAGAGCUUUGCCCAGUGUCUGGUCUCCCUGGGAGACAGCCUCGGGGAGUCACAGGACGACCAGAACACGCAGGACAUCGACACAGUGUGCAGGUCAUGGGAUGCGUUCCAUGUGUGUGCAAACACAGCCCUAGCUGGUUGCCCCGGAGAUGCAGCAGGUGUGUGGGAAUCUCUCAGACAGGAGUCCAGGAAGACACAGUUUUCUGGAAACCUCUAUGACCUGUGUGCAAGCCGCACAACAGUCGCCCCCAGCACCAUUCCGUCCCAGAGCCCGCCCACGUCAGACCAGACCAAUCAGGAAACUCUGAAAGGACACACACAAUGCCAUGGACCUGCUGUCACUGUGUUUCUACUCCCAGCAUGUACCUCUCUGAUUCUCCUGCUCUGGACCUAGCCCUCUGUGGGCUCAGGGAGCCCACUCGUCUGACACAAACACAUACACACACAAACACACACACACAAACACCCAUCCCUCCCACACACAAAGUCUUUUACAGGGAUUAAUUUAAAAAAAGAACGAGAUUUGAGAAGUAAUUCCUUUAUUUUCAUUGCUAGGAAGAGUGCCAUCCCCUGUUCACAUAAAAAACCAUACAGAUGCAGACCAGUCUCUCAGGUUCUCAGUGGGUCUAUCAAUACAACGUCACAUGCUGGUUUAAUAAUGACUUUAAUAAUGACUUAAAGGACUGAACAUUUUUAGAUGGUGGAGUUUGUGCCUGAUUUCUUGUCUAUUGAGGCCAGUUAAAUGACAGCUGGCUCCUUUUUCUUCAUCCUUCCAGUCAUUUCAAUAUCUUAACUGUCGGUGGUAAGAACUCUAUGCACACAGUAUGUUUUUGGUACUUAGCCCUAAUCGCAGCCCUAAUCGCAACCCUAACUCUAACUGUAUGCUCCUGGUAGGUAUAGCCUUAAACCUGUUAGAUAGCUAUGCUGCUUGCUGCAUCAUCAAAGUGAUGUUUUUGUGAAGCGGGUAUCUCUGAUGAAACUUCUGAACUGAGAAGCUUCUCUUCCACUUCAUCCUGCUCCUUUGUAGGGAGUAAUCACCCACCUGCCUCUAGUGCUCCUCCACCUGCUGAAGAAGCUCUUUCCCAGCUUACUCCUGCUGCUGAAGGAGUUCUCCACCUCCUGCUCCUCCCUCCUUCUGAGGGAGUUCUCUCUUCCUGCUCUUCAUACUACAUUUUCUUCAGUCUAAACUGUGUGGGUUGUCGGGGUAGAUUUGAACUAGCUUCACUCUCAUGAUAAUUGUAAUGAUGAGGGAAAGGGCAAGAUAAUUCUUUGGCAUAAUUCUUUAAUUACUUUUUUCAUGUCUGCUAUAUAAGUAAUAUACUCGUAAUUGUCAUUGUGAGUAAUAUGUCAUUUACUAAUAAAACACAAGUCUGGUUAUACUCUA